Messenger RNA from Mesorhabditis belari, 6585 nucleotides. The record is from the annotation of a GenBank genome assembly. NCBI's taxonomy places the organism in Eukaryota, Metazoa, Nematoda, Chromadorea, Rhabditida, Rhabditidae.
AUGUUGAGAAAUUUAGUGUCAACUCUGAUGGAUUUUAUAAAGGCCAACUUUGGGAUACCACAACGGAUACACCAAGCAUGGUGUCGCUACGUCAUCCAUCGCUACUUAGGCCACUUGUUGGAGAUGAAGCUUACAUUGGACCAAUUGUCGAUGAAAUUGGGUGAAGGAGAGAUCAAUAUUUCGGACCUCAAACUGAACACAGAAUUUAUCAACUCAACCCUGGAAACACUCGAUUUGCCGAUUCGAUUGAUUGAGGGAUACAUUGGGAGUGUUAGCCUUAAAGUUCCCUGGUCUUCGGUGACCAUAGAUUCAACAGAGGCACGAGUCGAUCAGUUACAGCUAACAUUUCAAGCACUAGAGCGCUUCAAUGUCGAUGACACGGAUGGAGUCUCUUCAAUGCUCGGCAGUGUCGUUGACUCACUCGUCUCAUCCGCUGAAUUAGCCCAAGAAUUUUGCAAGAACGAAAACUUGAAGAACGAUGAUUUCAACGAAGAUGGAAUGAAUAGUGGCACUGAUGGAAUCAAAGCUUUUUCACAGGUGAUUGAUGCAAUCAUUUCCCGAUUCUUCGUCAGUUUCACGGACACAAUCGUUCGAAUCGAAAGACCACCAGAGAAUGGAUCCGCUUAUUGUACAGGAAUCGAAAUGGAGAUUAAAGAAAUGGCGUUUAUGGACGAUCAGAUGAAAAACGUGAGAGAGGGAUCGGGGACGACAAAAACGAUCACCUCGCAGCCAUUGAACGGCUGCUCGAUCGCGAAAUUGAACAAAUAUCUUUCUUUUAAAGGACUUUCCUUCUACACUGAUGUCUUCUCUUCCGUUGGUGAAAAUGUUGAAUUGGGUGAAGAAGCGUCUUCAAGUCAAUGCAUGACAAGCAUGUUUAUCAGAAGAGAACUGCAGAAACAGAAAGACGAGCUCACCACAUCAACGCAAGACCGAGAGACACUCUUCCAAUCGACCACAUCAGGGAUGGGAGAUUUUCAGUCUUGUUAUUCAACUCUUCCCACAAAUCAGCACGUUAAUUUCUCAAGUUCAAACGGACUCAGUUCGACAACUGAAAGACUUCAAUCGAAUCCGAUAAAAUUCGCGGAAUUCGCUGACAAUGCUGCCAUUACUAUACAAAUUGAUAACCCAAGUUUGACGACAAAGGGACCAAAUGAUCGAAAAUUCUCAAUCGAUGUAAAAACCGGAGGAGUAAACGUUUUCCUUUCCCCGUCUCAACUCGUCAUUCUUCAAAAAUUCUUCACAAACAUUUCAUUGGAGCCAAAAAAGAAAAAGAGUCAAAAUAUGGGUACACACAUGAGCGAUGAAACAGGCGAGGAAGUGCUGCAAAUGCAUAUGAUGGAGAAUCAGAGAUGUGGAGGGAAUUUGCUUGGAGGUGAUUAUGGCGGUGGUGUGGACAAUUUCCAAGCCUUUUCUGCGAUUCCACUGGACGAUUCGAUUAAAAUCCCCGAAAACUCGUCAAAUCAUAUGAAUUCACCAAAAACGAGUAAAGCUGGAAGAACGGAGGGUGAGACGACAUUCGUAGCCACAAUUGGAUACGCUAAUAUUUUCGUGACGCACGAAGAUCCACUAGAUAAAAUACAUCGGGAUCAUGGGGAGCAAAUUGAACGACUCAUGGAAUGCAGCAAUCAAUUCUUCUCAAAAAUGUCCUCUUUCAACACGGUGAAUCAAAAAUUGACCAACGUUGUAAUCGCCAAGAUUCGCAGCGAUCUAGAUGAAGCUUAUCCAGGAAAUCAUUUGAGAUGUACUGCUGGCCAAAUCAGCAUCAAGAUGGACAACUCGAACGGCCGAGAGAGGAUCCAAGUGAGAGCGCUGACUUUUGAGAUCAUCGAGUCGCUCAAUCAAGAGUCUGUCAAGGGGGCCACUGAAAGAACCUACGUUCCACUGCUCACAUUCAAACGAGAAACCGAUGAGGAUCGGAGUGAGUCGAGCAUCAAAGUAGACAUUAUGAGACCGAGUGUCGGAGAGGAGAUCAAUCUCUACCUCGGUCGAGUCGUCUCCGAGUUGGACAUUUCGAUGCUCGACCGGAUCGCUUCCCUAAUCGCUCCACAACCAUUCUUCCUUGAACCGAAACUUGGUGCUUUUGCUCAAAGUCGACAGAAAUAUCCAUCUCGUCUCUCUGAACGUCUUUUCGGCAAUGAACCUGAAGAGAAACCAUCAAAAACGCUUGUUAAUUUGAAUUGUAAAGAGUGGACGAUUGAUCUAAAAUUCCCGGUGGUGAACUUGUGCAACAAUCGAAAUGACUUUCAUAUCCGAAAUUUGCAUUCCGAGAUUCUUCGAGUAAAAUUGACUGGAGUGAGAGCAAGUCUUCCAUUCGAGGGUCCACACGAGAUUCGAUUCGAACUGCUAGCCGAUUCCCUCGUUGGUUGGUUCAUCGGUGACGAAGAUGUCUUAAAAUGUCGUUCUGAGGACUUUUGCUUCUUGUACGGCGAGAAGAAAUUCGAUACCGACUCGCAAUUUGUCAAGUUUUCUGUAAUCUACGACCGAAGAAACAAAUGUCUAAAGGAUGCGAAUCUUUCAACAGAGCAAAGACAUCCGGAUAUGGAAAAGAGCUUCUCAGCUGCAGUAAUUGGAUCGGUGCCAAAGCGUGAAGGCCUUUUUGCUCAAAUUCAUCAAGCUUACACAAGAGAUGAGACAAAAUGGACUGAAGGAUUGGAUGAGAUCGACACUGAGAUGCAAAGCGAGAACUCUGCGGCUAUGUGCUCAAUCGUUCGAGCGGGAAGCAGAGCCGAAAUGCAACAGUGGUCAACACAAUGUGAAGCCCAAUCGAAUGUCAAGAUGUCCAUUCACAUUCCCGUUCUUCGAUUGCACAUCCCGAAUCACGCGUUUUUGGAGCGGCUCUACAAUCGACUGGUGAACGAUCUUCCCCUCUGGGUUCCUUCAUCUCCAAGGCUCUCAAAAUCUGAUUCUAAUCAGCUCACCGAGACUUUCCGACAGUGCAAAAAUGAUGUUGAGGUGCACGAUUCGGAUACAAGCAGCGAAACGGAACACGAUGAACCAUCGCAUUUCACGAAUGAAGAGCCGAUCGAUCGAUCGAAGAAUCAUCUCUUCUCAUUGUCUUUCAAAUCGAACAAAGCUUCUUUUGUUGUAGGAACUGAGGUUAUUGAGAACAAUCAGCCAGUCGAUGAGGCUCAGGCGCAAGUGUGUGCCGAAAUGGAGGGUCCUCUCCUCUAUGUGCUCUACGGAUUCCACGCAAAUCCCCUUCAAACAUUCUUCUACUUCACCAGUCAAUCACUUCAAGUCGCACAUGAUCAACGAAACAAGGCACCGAAUAAUGUAUGUGAGACGAAUUUCGGGCGAUAUCAAGCAUUUCGUCAUGAUAUCGUUGUCGAGAGAGUGUUUGACGAAGAUUUGGUAGAGUUGGGUGAAGAGGAUUGUCUCAGUGUGGCGAUGGAGUUGAACUUGAGAGCGAAUCAAGAUGAUGUUAAGGAUACAACUCUUGCAAUCAGUGCUCGGCAACUUCUUAUCAACGCUCGCCCAUUCCGAGACGCUGGUCAUUUGUGGGUGACGCAACUCGCCGCUCUCUUUACACUGAAUGAUUUUGAUAUUGAGGGAUAUGAGGUGCCAAAGGUUCAAACUGAGUUCCACGUGAAUCUCGACCAAAUCGUACUUGCCUACGAUCACGGAGACGCGAUGCCGGGCAGUGAUCUCAAAUUGAGAGUUUCUCUUUCGCAAGCUGACAUUUGUUGUGGAUCGUUGGAAGCGGAUUGUGCUUGUGAGCUUCUUUGUGUUUUUGAGAGAACGAGAGCUUUCCUCAACAAUCGGCCAACAAAAAAGACAGCCAGAUUCGAUGAUGAUGUUCCCCGAAGAAAGGAGAGAACGGGACGAGAACCGAGUCCUUAUGUUCAAAUCAUGGACGUGGGACUGUUUCAACUUGAGGUCCGCUUGGCUCAUCCAAAUGUUACCCGACAGAUGAUCCCACAAAUGGAGAUCCGGUGCACGAAUGAUCUGAUCAAGCUCUGGCUCUGUGCCGAUUCUCUUGUCACCCUUGUCAAUAUGGCCUCAGAAAUCUCACAAUCGGAAGCCUUCGCUCCAAUCCCGAUCGCUGAACCAAUUGUUGAAGAAGAUGAUGUGGAAAGAUCAACGGUUAUUGAUGAGGGAAAAUCCGAGGCUGGUGAAUCGACAUGGAGUCGUCCCGCAUCAAACAGACCACUUGAAAUGCCACUACCGGUUGAUAAAGCUCAACAAUUACAGCAAAUGAUGGCAAGCGCGAUGGAAGAAGAACCGUCAUCGAGUGCGGCCAUUCCGGUGGCCAUGGAGGCGAUGGAGACGUUAGAUGACUUCUGUGACACGGCUCCUGGGUCAUAUAGCUCUCGGAGCAGUCGAAGAAGCCGAAACCGUGUCGAUUCCACAUCGGAGAACUAUCACACAAGAAACACAUCACUUUCCACGGACGACGAGUUUUGCAUGGUUGACGAUGUCUUAGGAGCCGGGAUUUUAGGCUCACACGGUGAACCAAGAAUCCGAGCACUUCGUCGGGGCUGUACUGCUGAGGAAACGGGAAUUUCCCCUGAAAGAUCCUACUUCUCCCAAAUCAACGAUACGAAAGUCGAUGGAUUGGCUUCUCUUCCAUCCGAUUAUGUUCAACCAAUUUGUCGGUAUCACAUCAAAGACGUGAGCAUUCAGUUGCAUCUCUUUGCAGGAAAUGAUUUUGGUGAUCAACGAGACGAGCCAAGACCGUAUAGUACUGAUGAGUAUAGAGAGGGAUCAGGGAAAGGACAAACGGUGCCGCGUGAGGAGAGGGGAGGACCACAUAGAGAUCACUCUGUAUCAGUUAUUCUCAACUUAAGCAAGAUCCAAGUCCUUCACCAAAUCUUCGACCAAUCGGCGCCGAUGAUGGGCAUGACUUUUGCCACAAUUCAAGAUAUCACAGUGAAAGAUCGGCUAAGAUCGAGUGAAAUCAAUGAAAUGUUGUACCAGUACUUUACCACGGAGAACCCGCGUCGCACUCUGGCUCCAAUGUUGGCGAUUCGCGUGGCCGAGACGCACAAAUGUGAAGGGAAAUUGCGGGUCUCAUUGUUGCCCGUUCGAGUGAACAUCGAUCAGUAUACCCUCGAUUUUCUCGAAGAUUUCUCAACAGCAGUGAUCAAGAAUUUGAAGCUACCACAUAAUGUGAAUCUUCCUAUGAAGAAAAACCCGGUGAUCGAAGUGCCGACAAGGAUUUUGGAGAGAGAAGAGCAAGCGGGCGGACGGCUUUAUCCAUCUUUAAGCUCGGAGCCGUUGACACCGAGUCCUCUAAUGCCUCAUCCAUAUGUUGACCUCUCACCACUCGAAGAAAGACCCUCAUCUUCACCAGUGAAACGACCACUCAACAUCGAUCCAAUGCACGACUCUAUGGCUUUCUGCCGAGAUCCAUCCCCAAGAAAGGGCAAUGAGAUGAGCUACAGUAUGAAUGGCUUGUCAACAUCAUUGCCUGAAGCCACUGGUGAUUACAAUAACCCCGAUCUGUUCACUGUUGGAGCUGAGGAUAUGCAAGGAGACUGGGCAAGCAGCUCGAUUCGGAUGAGUCCCCCAGUGCGUGAUAGUCCAGAGCCUCUGCUUCCCGAUCUCUCACCUCCUCCACCAUCUCGAGGUCCCCUCUCUCCAUCAGUCGAUCAAUUAUUGAUGAGAAGUACAAUGGAGGGAUCAAUUCAUCCACAUUUGGAUAACAUGGAUUCACCAUUGUAUUCAAGAGAUGGAUAUGGAGAAGAACAUGAUGAGGAGAGAGAUGAUGCAACAACGACAAUGGAGCAAUCGCACGUUCAACCGCAAAAGCUCACCACUUUCUUCAAAGAAUUCGUUUUCUCACCAUCCGCCACUUUCUACAUCGACUAUCAAGGGAAACAGAUCAAUUACGAGAAAGAUGGUGCCGUUCUUGGUGUUCUGAAAGGUCUCGGGAAGUUGAAUCGAACGGAGAUCGUGCUGAAAGAGAUUAUUUGUCGGAAUGGGCUACUUGGAUACGAUCGUUGUCUACAGUACGCAAUCGAUGAAUGGAGUGACGACAUCGUCUCUCAUUUCCCCAACGUCUUGGCCUCAUGUGGACCGAUUAGUCCACUUGUGCAAAUUGGACGAGGUUUCUACGAUCUCUUCUGGAUGCCGGUGAGCGAGAUGAGAAAAGAAGACGGCCGACUUGUAAAGGGCAUUCAAAAGGGCGCAGGCAGCUUCGGAGUGAGCACGGCAGCGGCAGUGGUCGAGUUGGCGCAGACUUUAGUCGGAGCUGUGCAGUAUGCAACGGAGGCGGUUUUCAACGAGGUGAACCCAGCCGAGCCAUAUCAAAACCUGAGAAACAGAAAAGCUAUAGCCGGUCGAUCUCAAGCAGCGCCAGCCGAUUUGCGACAAGCAACUCAAAGAGCUUACGAUAUUGUGAGAGAUGGAGUAAUGCAAACAAAGAGUGAUCUCGAUGCCGCCACUCAGGAAAAUCGAGCAAAUGGACAAUCGACUUUGAGAUCUUGGGCUCGAUUCACAGCGCCGGCUAUCAUGAGACCAUUUGUGAUGACAACUCAAGUGACUUAUCAAAUGUUGGGCGGUUUGCGAAAUCAAUUACGACCGGAUGUUUACAUGGAAGAUCGCCAUAAAUGGAAAGGAGCUGAGCCCGGGUCAACUUCUCAU